Molecule: messenger RNA, 4791 nt
Organism: Triplophysa dalaica
Lineage: Eukaryota; Metazoa; Chordata; Actinopteri; Cypriniformes; Nemacheilidae
Gene: gigyf2
Product: GRB10 interacting GYF protein 2
Exons: 29
Coding region: 123-4094 (1323 amino acids)
Biological process (GO): insulin-like growth factor receptor signaling pathway
Cellular component (GO): vesicle; membrane; proximal dendrite
Molecular function (GO): protein binding
Source: RefSeq, a predicted model, not a curated record
GCAUUUCUCAGCAUACGUUUUGUCACGUGACCCAUUUUCAGCCAUCUUGUGGAUACGAAUCGAGAGACGCCACUCGCACACAAACUCAGCGCUGUCAGUAAAAGUAGAGACUUUCAAGGAAAAUGGCAGAAACCCAGACACUCAACUUUGGACCAGAAUGGCUUCGCGCCCUGUCUGGUGGCGGGGUUAGCAGCAGUGUGGCCUCCCCUCCGCUAUCUCCUGCAUUGCCAAAGUAUAAACUCGCAGACUAUCGCUACGGGAGAGAAGAGAUGCUAGCACUUUAUGUAAAGGAUAACAUGGUUCCGGUAGAUCUUCAUGAUAAGGAAUUUCUACCUAUUUUACAAGAGGAACCCCUGCUGCCAUUGGCGUUAGUCCCAUUUACAGAGGAGGAACAGAGAAAUUUCUCCAUGUCUGUAAACAGCACAGCAGUUCUCCGUCUGACGGGCAGGGGAGGGGGGACGGUGACAGGGGCACCCAGAGGACGGAGUUCCUCACGGGGGCGAGGGAGGGGCAGAGGCGAUGGAGGCUUUUACCAAAGAAGCUUUGAUGAAGUGGAGGGAGGUUUUGGCCGCGGAGGACGAGAGAUGCACCGCUCUCAGAGUUGGGAGGAGAGAGGAGACAGAAGGUUCGAAAAGCCAGGUCGAAAAGAUCCAGAUGGAGCACCUGCCCAUUUUCCAGUCAAUCACAUACGGGCCAACUAUGAGGAUGUUGCAGGGAACACUCGAAAACAAGAAUUUACACGUGAAAACUGGCGUAUGUCUCGAGACGAGCAGAACGGAGAGGACGAUGAUGCGGGCUGGAGGAUCGCAGGGUCUCGUCGGGAGAACGAGAGGUGGUGUCCCCCGAGUCCAGAUGGGCCGCGGUCUGCUGGGUGGCGGGAACACCCAGACCAACGGCGGCGCUUUCCAUUCGAUUCCAGGGACGAGGAGCGCAGCGGUUACCGCAGAGCUCAGUCGGGUAACGGGAGCGUAGAGGAGGAGAGAGACAGUUUGCCAGAAUGGUGUCUGGAAGACGCUGAGGAGGAGACGGGGACGUUUGACUCCUCGGGGGCCUUCCUCUCACUUAAGGUGAGAACAUUUGAAAAAGCUCCUAAGGAGCCAAUUCUGGAAGAGGCGGAGCUGGAUUUCCGGCCACUGGAGGAGAGUGAAGAAUAUGCAGAAAGAGAUGAAAGCGAAUCAGAACAAACCAAAGAUGCUGACAUGGACACUAGGCAAGAGGGAGAAAGAAGUGACGGUUGCAGUAAAUCAGGGGAGCCAUCACCAGCUGCUGUAGUGUUGCCAACAGCGGUUACCCCACCAGAGCCCGCAACCCCAGCACCUCUUCCUACUGUGCACCCGGAACCAGCUGAGAACACCGAUAGACCGUUGGAGAGACCAACUGUACUCGAAUCAUGUAAAGCACCACCACACACCGCCCUACCCAACAGCAUCGUGGAAGCCAUUUCCAUACCACACAUCACCACCAAACUCCCAGAUCUUCCGGUCCCAUCUUCAGUUCUUCCUGCCCAGCCAAUGUCCACUCAAACCCAGCACGUCAAACCUGUCAAGGUGCCGGUGGCAGGAGCACCACUACUUCCUCUAUCAACAGGCGUCGUGGGUCCCAUCAGUCGGCCCAAUGCCCUACCCUCUGACAUGGAUGAGGAUGAGGGACUGAAGCACUUUGAACAGGAAGCAGAGAAAAUGGUGGCGUACCUGCAGGACGGGGUUGUGGACGAUGAGCGUUUGGCUGCUAAGCUGGUCACAAAACCCACAGCUCUUCACACUACCCACGAGGCUGCAUUCAAAUGGUUUUACAAGGAUCCGCAAGGAGAGAUCCAAGGACCGUUUAAAAACCAAGAGAUGUCGGAGUGGUUUCAGGCGGGUUAUUUCACCAUGACCCUGCAGGUGAAGCGAGGAUGCGACGAGAUGUUUCAGCCUCUGGGUGAUAUUAUGAAGUUGUGGGGACGAGUGCCUUUCACCCCCGGCCCGACGCUGCCUCCAAUGGUGGGAGAUGCUGAACAAGAGAGGAUGAAGCGACAACAGGAGCUUAAUGCUUUAAAUAUGUUUCAGAUGCAGCAGCUGCAAUUUCAAUACCUACUCAGGCAACAGUACGCUCAGGCAUUGGCUCAGCAGAAGGUUUUAAGCUCCGCCCCUCCUCCUCCCACACAGCAGCAGCAGCAGCUAAACCUUCUUCUGCAUCAGGCCCUCAAAAUAAGAACUCCGGAGCCACAACAGAGCCUCUUGCCUCCAGUCACACGCUCCAUGUCGGUUCCAGAUUCAGGGUCUGUUUGGGAAAUGCAGAACCCUUCCACUCAGGCCUCCUGUUCUCCAAACAUGCCGCCGGCCGCUCCAAGCACUUGGGAAGGGAGUAGCGUUUGGGAUUUGCCAUUGGACUCAAUGGCUCCGGUGUCUUCCAUUGAACAGCAGAUACAGCAGAUGGAGAAAGCCAAAGCUGUGAAGCUGGAGAUGGAGAGACGAGAAGCAGAGCUUCGAGCUAAAAGGGAAGAAGAGGAGAGGAAACGUCUGGAGGAGGCUCGACGUGCCAGACAGGAUGAGGAGCGGAAGCGAUUGGAUGAGGAGGAACUGGCUCGCCGCAAGCAGGAGGAGGCUCUCCAGAGACAGUACGAGCAGGAGGAGGCAGAGCGGCGGCACAAAGAGGAGGAGGAAAGGUUAGCUCAGGAGGAGACUCUCCGCAAGCUGGAGGAAAGGAGGAGAGAAGAAGAGGAGAGGAGAAAAAGGGAAGAAUUACUGCGCAAACAGCAGGAAGGGGAGCGCAGGAAACGGGAAGAACUGGAAGCUUUGAGACGACGUGAGGAAGAGAAGCAGCAGCAGCAGGAAGAGGAAGCAGCCGCCGCUGCAGCGUUGGCACGGCAACAGCAGGAGGAGCAGAAGAGGAGAGAGCAGGAGACGCAGAAGCAGCAGGAGCUACAGAGACAACGGCAGCAGCAGCAGGAGGCUCUGCGCAGACUUCAGCAACAGCAGCAGCUCGCACAGAUGAAGCUCCCUUCAUCUUCAAAGUGGGGUCAACAGUCAACCACAGCAAGCACCAUUUCACAGUCUCAGAACGCCCUGUCGCUUGCCGAGAUCCAGAAACUGGAGGAGGAGAGAGAGCGACAGGCACAAGAGGAGCAAAGACGACUGGAGCAGGAACUCCAUAGGAACCAGCCGCAGCAGCAGCAACCUCAGACGAAACUCUCCGGCUGGGGGAACGUUGCCAAACAGCCGCCUGCUACCAAAUCCCUGCUGGAGAUUCAGAGAGAAGAGGCGCAGCAGAUGAAGCAGGGUAAAGAGCAGCAGCAGCAGCAACAACAGACACCACAGCCACCGCAGCAGCAGCAGCCCUUGUCCGUCACCCAGCAAAUCCGCACGCAGAACCGAGCUACCCUCAGUUCAUCGGUGUGGGGUUCUGUCAAUAAUAUUGGGUCAAACUGGGCUAUGGACAGCAGUAGUGUGUGGGGUGAUGCUCAGAACUCGAAUGUUGGCUUCUGGGACGAGGCAGUGAAGGAGACCCCCCCACCUCAGGCUACCCGCAAGAGCCACACCCAGAAAAACAAAGGCAACGCUAACCUCAGCAACAGCAGCAGCGGUAAAGUCAGUAAAAAGGUGGAAGAAGAGGAGAAGCUAAUGAAGCUGUUCCAAGGAGCCAAUAAUAAUCAGGACGGCUUUAUGCAGUGGUGUGAACAGACUCUACACACGCUCAACGCGGCCAAUAACCUCGAUGUCCCCACCUUUGCGUCAUUCCUGAAGGAAGUGGACUCCCCGUACGAGGUCCACGACUACGUGCGAGCCUACCUUGGUGACACACCUCAGGCCAAGGACUUCGCCAAGCAGUUUCUGGAGCGCCGUGCCAAACAGAACACUAACCAGCAGAAACCUCAGCCAGGCCAACAGCAGAAACAGCAGGAAUCUAUGUGGGGGGUGAGCCAAGUGUCCCAGCAGGUUCUUCAUCAACAACAACAACAGCAGCAGCAGCAGAGGUUCGAGACGGUCACAUCCGGAAAGAAGAAAAAAAAGCAGAAGAUGGUGCGAGCUGAUCCGAGCCUUUUAGGUUUUUCUGUUAAUGCCUCGUCUGAGAGACUGAACAUGGGUGAGAUCGAGACCGUUGAGGACAUUUGAGGCAUGCUGAUCAACAAACUUUCCCUUUGAACAUCUGCCAUUAUAUUCCCUCCCUCCAAACGUUUCCUUUUUUAAUGUAAUCCUCAUUUUGAUUUUGAAUAUAUUCGGGGCAGCAAGUUUUUCUUCCUCCUAACCAGGUGGAUACUCAUGUUGCAAUAACAGCUCUGCCCCGACGCCAAGAAGACAACCAAAAAUUCCCAACAGCCCUUACACAGGACGAGAGGGAAGACGAGCGGACUAUCUCACCGUCUCCUAACACAUCAACUGUUGCCCUCCACCAAGGUGGUGCGUCUGCUUACAUUCAUGACCGUCUCCCACGUGGAGUUUCUUAAAUUGAAUAUGCAAGGAGAGCAGAGGAAAAAACUAAAUUCUCCCCAUAACAUCUUUCUUUUUUAUUUAUUGCCCAUCCCCACUUGUUUGGUACAUUUCUUGUUUUCUCCCGUUUUGUUGGCGGAUGUUGACGACAACGUUAGGACUCAAGGACAUGUAUUCAACAGUGUCCUGUUUUAAGGACAUGUUGAAAAGUUCCAGAUAGUUAUUCAUUUCUUGUAAAAUACUAGGCUGUUUAAAGAAUAAACAUUUGAUUCUGCAUCUGUAUUAUAAUAUAUGGAAAUGAUGAACCAGUGGAGUCAUACGUUUUUUUUAUUGCAGUAUGAGAAAUAAAACCAACAGUCUCUUGUGUGGGCUGUUAUACACA